Messenger RNA from Salpingoeca rosetta, 3791 nucleotides. RefSeq lists its product as uncharacterized. The record is from RefSeq and is a predicted model, not a curated record. Bases 366 to 3791 code for a protein of 1141 amino acids. Lineage: Eukaryota; Choanoflagellata; Craspedida; Salpingoecidae. The transcript is spliced from 9 exons.
CUGUCACAACCUGUCAGUGUCGUGUGCGUCCAUUUCCACACAGUCACUCAUGUGCUUGAGUUUUUGUGUCACCCCCUGACCGCACAACUGCCUCCCUCAAUCCCUGCUUCCCUCAGUCCCUCACAGCACAGAGGCCACAUUGAGUUGACACACUGGCGGUAGCCUUCGUUCUGUUCAUUUUCCACGCACUCACAUCGACAUCAAAAUCACUUCUUUCAGCCCGUCUCCCAGUGAGCCAGUGUGUGUGCUGUCAGGUUGUAUCCUUGUUUCCUUGUUUCCGCUGCACGUUUUGGUUUGAGCGCCACCUCAGCCCCUUCUCUUCCAGCCUUCUCUCCCUCCCCUUGUUGUCCGCUGCAGGAGGGAAGAUGAGCGGGCUCAUCUUCAUUUCGAGUCGACUGCAGGAGGCUGCGCAUGAGUCGAUGGUGCUAUUCCAGCAGCUGCAGACAAGCAACGUCCACGUGUACAUGGAGGAUAUGGAGCGCCAAACUACACCUGAAGAACAAGCCGCAACCCACGAAGCCGUGCGGAACUGUCAGCUCGCCAUCAUUCUGGGCACAACGGACUACGGCAGGAACACCGAGUUUUCCUGGGACACCCACGACCAGCUGCAGUACAUCGUCCACAACAGAAAACCCUUCUUCCUCAUCAACGUGCGCCAGUGCGACUUUAGGCACCAGUACGCGCGCGAGAUCUUGAAGGGCUGGGAGCCGCAGUUUUGGUGGUUUGUCAACCCUGCGGACAGCGUAGGCUGCGUCCCGCCAGCCUUGAUGGACGAGCUCCUGCAACAUUUCCACGCGGCCAGGCUCAAAGAGCCCUCGCCCUGCCCAGCAGAUGCCGAGAGACAGUCAGAAUCCCCCAGCGAAACCGAGCAGCUGCCUCUGCAACAGUGGCUCGCUGCGCACCAGCUGAGCGACGCCAUUGGCAACGUGCUCAAGCGUCUGGACAUCACAAGCAUCCCCAGGCUGGAGCAGGCGACGGCGGCCCUCAGGUGCACGAAGCUGCGCAGAAAGAUCCAAAGAAACCCAAGUGCCCUCCAUCAAUAUAAACCCGGCGAAAACGUUGGCCAGGUGCUUGAAAGCAUGCUGAAGGAGGCACGGGUCAACGGAGAGCCCCUGGCGCCGGCACAGAUUGCACGGUUUGUGAGAGCAUGCAAGCUGCAGACGUGGCGCGGGAAUGCAGUUCAGGAUGACAAUGGUGCACGAGCCCCGAUGGACACAAGCGACGCACAGCAAGAGGAAGAAGCGGAAGAGGAGGAGGAAGCUGCUGCAGAAAGUGGGCAGCAGGGAAACCAGAUGCAGGAAGAGGCAGAUGCUCCACAUCCUGAUGCAGACCGUACAGAUUACAUUCUGGGACGCUUGCAGUAUGUUGACGUGGAACCGGACGUGUUCACCAAAAUCUUCAGCAUCUGGAACAACGCCUGUGGCCCCGAGCUGAGCCUGAGCAAAGCUCGGUUGGGCGAGGCUGGUGCACUGGCACUAGCCGAGGCACUGCAGGAGAAUAACACGCUUCACGCACUUGAUUUGAGCGGCGCCGACCUUGGGGAGGCUGGCGGGCACCACAUUGCCGAAGUGUUGAAGGUGAACCAGGCACUUCACACGCUCAACUUGAGUGAAACGCGGGUUGGACUGGAUGGAGCAUAUCUAAUUUGCCUGGCACUCAAGCAGAACCAGACGCUUCACACCCUCAACUUGUGCAGCACGUUAUUGGGUGAAAAUGGCGCACUUGCACUUGCCGGGGCAUUGAAAGAGAACCGCACACUGCACACGCUCGAUCUGGACUGCAACUUCUUGAGCGACACCGCCGGGACAGCCAUUGCUCAGUCGUUGCAGCAAAACAAGACCCUUCGUGCGCUCGAGCUGAACCGAUUUUGGGGCAUCUCUGACAGCAUCUUGACCAGCAUCAACGCUGCUGUGGCGCGAAACAGAAGGCACCAUGAGGCCCUUCCUUCAUUCCUUCAACAUGAACUCACCUCGCACACCACAAUGAGCGUCUUUGUGUGUGGCGAUCAGGGGACCGGCAAGUCCACGCUCGUGCGCUCGCUGCAAGUGAUUGGAACACCCUAUGAUCCACAGCAGUCGUCACGAGACGAGGCUGACCGGCCAGAUGAGAGAACGGUUGGCGUCGAGUUGCGCAGGGUCCGCAUUCCUGCCCCAAACAUGCCCGCACCUGCGCUUGACGAAGUUGGUUUUGGCCAGAGGGGGGCGGCGGCCUUGUUCUCUGGCGCUACGCUUGGCAGUGGGGAAGACGCCAACCACCCCGCCAACUGCGAUCUCCACGUGUUCGACUUUGCCGGAACAGCGGAGUACCACGUCGCGCACGAGCUGAUGCUGUCCGACCACAACGCCGUCUUCGUCGUGUGCGUUGCCCUGAGCACGGACUUCAACACGUUCCGCUCGUCCCUCUACCGCUGGCUCAGGUUCAUCAAGACUCGCCUGCACCAAGCAGCCGCGCACUCUUCCCAUGCACCGCCGCCCAAGGUCAUCGUGGUUGGCACGAGGGCGGACCAGCCGCAUCCGGGGCACCGACUUGCCAUUGAUAUUGGUGUCACGGCCGAUGUCCUGCGCUUCGAGCAGGGCGACGCCCUUCUUGCCAGCGAGGAAGUGGCGAGCUGGUUUGGCGGCAGCAUGGAGCUACACCCGCACGUCGUUGCCCUCAACUGCCACGACACCAGCAGCGACGAGUUGAGGCAGCUGGGAAACUUACUUCACAACAUAUGGGAGGACGUGCGAGCACGCGAGAAUCAGGUUCCCAUAGUGGCACGUGCCAUUGGUGAAGCUUGCGAGCAAACCAAGGAAGGACUGUGGACUAUCCAGAACCUCAUGCAGGAUCUGGCUGAAAGCGCACCUGACUUGGAGUUCAUCCCCGACGCCGACAGAACCAUCAUCAGAAGCUCGCUCAGCCACCUCCACGUGCGCGGCAACCUGCUGUGGUUCCAGUCAAUGCCGUCCCUUCGCGACCACGUCUUCAUCUCGCCCUUCUGGCUGCUCAGUACCAUCCUUGGGCCCGCACUCGCACCUGAAGACUUUCACGACAUCAAACAGCUGAGACCGCGUGAUGGGGAAGUGACACUGCAGGAGAUCAGGGCGGUGUAUGGCGAUCUUGUGCCGGCAGAGCAGGUCGUGGAUGUGCUGUCCAACAUGCUGCUCUGCUACGAGCUUCCACCACCUGGGAAUGAUGAAGCAGCGACUCCCCGCUACAUGCUGCCAUUUCGACUGGGAGCGACCGAAGGCGUUGAAUGGGCAGAUGACGGCCAGGCGCACGUGUUUGGUGGCCGCCGCUUCCUCAUUCGUGAAUCGAGCGGGAUGCUGUUUCCACCUGGCCUGUUUCCUCGCCUGCAGACAAGGGUCGCAGCGCUGUUUGAUGCAGGGAGCACCAGCUUGUGGCGGAAAGGCUUCCAUGGCCGACUGUUUGACACCAUCGAGUGUUUUGGUCGCAUUGAUGGCGACAGCAGCAUCGACCUCUGGGUUCGUGGCAUGCAAGGCGAAGCAGAACUUGCCUGGCUGGCACUCUCAAUGGUGCUGUUUGAAGCCGAAGAAGAAGCCAAAGGCAUUGCGUACGACCAGCUUGUCCUGAGCCACGCCCACCUUGCGUCGUACCGCCCAAGCCCCGCUGCCUAUCCGUUGGAGCAAAUCGAGCACGCCCUUGGUGCAGGACAAAUACGCGUAUCUCGAAUGACCCCGCGUGAUGAUGGAAGCGGUGGGAAGGAGGGCGUCAUGGACGAGCUCAACAGCUUGCUCCGCGAAGACUUGUUCCUUGGAGCCCGUGCAAUGGCCAGUCGUACUCAAAGCUGA